AUGGAUUCGAGGUCAAAGCUUGUUCAAGCCUUUAAGGAUUAUGGUGGCAGUGUUUCAAGCGAACAGUUACUGAAAUUUAUAAAAGAGGAUAGUGAGUUGAGUCAAGAACCCAGAAGUUGUAUAAAGAAAAUAGUUGCUUCGAUCGCUGUAAUUGAAUAUGACUCGGAUCAGAAAAGAUAUCUAGUUUUGAAAGACUUAGUUCGUGAUAAGGAGAAUCUUGUCUGCAACUCGACUCAGACGUCAACGUCGCAGGUUGUGGGAAGGCAAAGAUGUGAGGUUUCCAGCGAAAGUAGUCGACCACAAGAACGAGCGUUAAUUCAACACACUGCUAACUGUCGCGGAUCUAACACUGAGUUAUGA
Trichobilharzia regenti is the source of this 360-nucleotide messenger RNA. NCBI's taxonomy places the organism in Eukaryota, Metazoa, Platyhelminthes, Trematoda, Strigeidida, Schistosomatidae. The record is from the annotation of a GenBank genome assembly.